Molecule: messenger RNA, 1938 nt
Organism: Lottia gigantea (owl limpet)
Lineage: Eukaryota; Metazoa; Mollusca; Gastropoda; Lottiidae
Exons: 19
Coding region: 1-1938 (645 amino acids)
Source: RefSeq, a predicted model, not a curated record
AUGAUGAAACAUGACCAGUUAUCCAUGAAUUCCGAAAUGUUUCCCUUUCUUCCAAUACGGUCUGAUAUAUCUGAGGCCAGCAAGUCUUAUCGUAGUCGGGAGAAGACCAACACCACUGUGACAGGGAGUAUAAAAGGUUUGAAAACAGAUCGGAAUCGUAGACAUACCUCACCAAAUCAUCAGCAGAAUAAAGCAGUACCUUAUAUCAUAGACAAUAUCAAUCUACCACGUCUAGAUCCCAACACACCACGACGACGACGCUAUGCUGGAGGUUCUGUGGGUUAUAUUAUAUCUUUUACUGUGGGGCCCUGUAAUCAAUUUAAAGAGAGGUUUUAUAGUUGUUUUAUUUGUGGUGCGAAAAAUAUACCAGAUUAUGAUGAUGCUAUCCCAAAAACCACUUGGUUGGAAUGUAUGGCAUUUGUGAUAGACACUGGUCAACUUUUUUGGAAUAUACGACAGAUGGAUGGUCUGACCUCUAGACCAGAAGAACCAGAAGAAAUUAACCCUCAACCAGCCCCAUUUAAAUCUCAGGAUUUUUUAUCAUCAACAGUUAUGAAGAACAUGCCAAUAUCAAAACGUCAUCAGGACACCUUUAAUACUUUAGAUAAUUUAUAUUCUGGUAAACGUGGUCAGGCUUUACAUACACAACGAUAUAACUGGGAUACCAGCAGAUCUUUUGACAGUAUGUCCCAGAGAGAUAGAUUAAUAGCUGAAAUAGAGAGUUUAGAGAGGUUAAGAGAUAUCAGACGUAAAACUGAAAUUUUACCACAUCGAUUACCACUUGAUAUGUGUAUGGGUGGUAAACGUUUAGAUAUUGAAGAAAGAUUUGAUAUCAAUAGAGAGAUAAGAAGACUAAAGGCAAUGGUCCUACCACAGUAUGCUAAAGAUCUCUAUCAUGGUCGUGGUAUACAUUUACCAAGAAGUAAUCAUAAUUCAAUAAAGCCAAGACAACCACAGAUUUCAGAAUUUGAUGAUUAUGAUGAUAAUGUAACAAAUUCCGCCCCUCCAUCUUUAAUAAGAAAACCCUAUGGUGUUAGUACACAGAGAUCUUUUAAUGAGUCUUUACCACAAUCACAUCGUAAAGAUAUUUUACCACAAAUUAACAGAAAUCCACAUUUAGGUUUUGAUUUGGAUGCCUCUCUCUCCCGGUCUAAUGCCUUACCUAGUCUUAAUAGAAGUCCGGCAUCAUGGAUACAAGAUCAAAAUAAACAUCUUAAAGAAAGACAAUUAGAAGAAGAAGAAAAUGAAAGGAAAAAACAAGAUGUGGUCAGAAUACCUGAAGCUGAAAGAUCAAAUACAGAUGUGAUAACACCUGGUGCCCCUCCACCUACUGCUGGUUUAACAAUAACACCUUCUGGUUAUUUAACACCUAGUAAAACACCAUACCCUCUUAAGGGUACAGAGUUAUCAGAAAUUGUACCAGAAGAACAGCAAGAAACUCUCAGACAGAAAUUUCAUUCUUUAAACACAGAUUCUACAGGCCACCUGGACUUUGAUCAACUAAGACAAGAGCUUCCAUCAGAAAUAACUAUACAACAAGAAAACUUUCUGAAACAGGUAUAUGAUAUUACAAGUUCCAGUACAUAUUUUGGUGUAGAUGAAUUUCUCAACAUGUCUAAACUAGGAGACACUGUUUAUGAAUUGAGUGGUGAAGCUAAAGAAGCGUUUAAAGAUUUAGAUGAUGUAGAAUUAAAACAAUUCAUCAUUCAUUAUGUGGACCUGUUCCAGUCAGUAGAUAGAAAUCACAGUGGUAAAAUAUCUUUAAGGUCUUUGAAAGAAAUCUUAUCUACCGCUUGGGAUGUGAAUUUAGAAGACACAACAACCUGGUCUAAAAUGAUAGACACUGUUAACAUGAUGAAACCCGAUCAAAUUACCAAAAUUGAGUAUUUGGCUCAUCUGCCAUAUUUUCACAGGUUUUCUAACAGCAUGAAGUCUUGA